Andrographis paniculata is the source of this 5006-nucleotide messenger RNA. RefSeq names its product regulatory-associated protein of TOR 1. The transcript is spliced from 23 exons. The record is from RefSeq and is a predicted model, not a curated record. Lineage: Eukaryota; Viridiplantae; Streptophyta; Magnoliopsida; Lamiales; Acanthaceae. The coding region runs from base 452 to 4594 and encodes 1380 amino acids. Gene Ontology annotation, molecular function: protein binding; protein-macromolecule adaptor activity. Gene Ontology annotation, biological process: positive regulation of cell growth; cellular response to amino acid stimulus; positive regulation of protein serine/threonine kinase activity. Gene Ontology annotation, cellular component: cytoplasm; TORC1 complex.
UUUUGGUUUUGCUCCAACAGGCAACAGCCACACUCGCUCUCUCUCUCUCUCUUCCCCUCUCUCUCUCUCUCAUGUAUAUCUACGCCUCCAUCGAUUCUUCCAUCUGUGCCGCCGCCGCCGCCGCUGUGACCGUCACCGUCACCGUCACAGCCGGUUCGUACGCCUCUGCUGCGUAGAAUCAUCUAGAGCUGGAUUCUCUCUUCUUUCUUCUCCCAAUCACUCUGCGCCGUUCGUUCACCGGCUUUGUCGAUUAAUCACCACUAGCCACCGAAACCUAAAUCUCACCGGCUUCAUCUCCAUUUACAUCUGGAAAACAUCUGGGGCCGGAGCUUGUUCGAGGCUUCGUGUUUCCCGAUUAAUCGGUGCGAUUAGGGUUCUUGUUAUGUGCUGUCCCCCGAUUUCGGUUCGACUAGGGCAGGGCUAAAAACUAUUGGAGAAUUAGGGUAGUUUUAUGGCAUUGGGGGAUUUGAUGACUGCUUCUCGGUUUUCACAGUCUACGGCGUCGGUUUCGAACAACUUGGACCAGUUGUCCGCGAAUGGGAAUCAUGUCGGAGAGGAUGGCGAGAGAAGUGUUUUUGGUGGGGAAGCCGUUGAUAGCAGCAGCAAUGCUCGGGAUUAUACUGAGGAAGCAAGUAGUAGCUACACAGCGAUGACAACCACAACAAGCAUGGCAUAUUUGCCGCAGACUGUUGUGUUGUGCGAGCUUCGGCAUGAUGGGUUUGAAGACUGCAUACCCUCGGGGCCUUCAGAUAGUGGUUUAGUGUCUAAAUGGAGGCCCAAGGAUCGAAUGAAGACAGGAUGUGUUGCUCUAGUCUUAUGUUUGAAUAUCAGUGUUGAUCCCCCUGAUGUAAUAAGGAUAUCUCCUUGUGCUCGGAUGGAAUGCUGGAUUGACCCAUUUUCAAUGACACCCGAAAAGGCUAUUGAAGCAAUUGGAAAAACCUUGAAUCAACAGUAUGAGAGGUGGCAACCCAAGGCCCGUUACAAGUAUUCCCUAGAUCCCACCGUUGAAGAUGUCAAGAAGCUCUGCAUGACAUGUCGCAAAUAUGCGAAAUCUGAGAGAGUUCUUUUUCACUACAAUGGACAUGGUGUACCCAAGCCAACACCAAGUGGUGAAAUUUGGCUAUUUAAUAAGGUCCAAGUUUCACUGAGCUAUACACAGUACAUCCCGCUACAAAUCAUUGAUCUCGAUUCCUGGUUGAAGACCCCCUCAAUAUAUGUUUUUGAUUGCUCUGCUGCUGGAUUUAUUGUGAAUGCCUUCAUUGAGCUCCAGGAAAAUAGUACCUCAAGUUCUGGGUCUUCCAUGAGGGACUGUAUUUUGCUAGCAGCCUGUGAAGCUCAUGAGACGCUACCACAAAGUGCUGAGUUUCCUGCUGAUGUAUUUACUUCCUGCCUUACAACACCCAUAAAAAUGGCACUAAGAUGGUUCUGUUCUCGGUCACUUCUUCAUGAAUCAAUUGAUUAUUCUCUGAUUGAUAGAAUUCCUGGCCGCCAAACAGACAGGAAGACCCUUCUUGGGGAGUUGAACUGGAUAUUCACAGCUGUGACUGAUACUAUUGCAUGGAAUGUACUUCCUCAUGAUUUAUUCCAGAGAUUGUUCAGGCAAGAUCUUUUGGUUGCCAGCCUGUUUCGAAAUUUUUUGCUUGCUGAAAGGAUAAUGCGGUCUGCAAAUUGUUCGCCAGUUUCACAUCCAAUGUUACCACCAACCCAUCAGCACCAUAUGUGGGAUGCAUGGGACAUGGCAGCUGAAAUAUGCCUUUCUCAGCUUCCAACAUUAGUUGAGGACCCAGAGGCCGAGUUCCAGCCGAGCCCAUUUUUUACACAGCAGUUGACAGCUUUUGAAGUGUGGCUCGAUCAUGGAUCUGAACAUAAAAAGCCACCAGAACAGUUGCCAAUUGUACUUCAGGUUUUACUCAGUCAAUGCCAUAGAUUUCGAGCUCUGGUACUUUUGGGUAGAUUUUUAGACAUGGGACCGUGGGCUGUGGAUCUCGCUUUAUCUGUAGGAAUUUUUCCAUACGUAUUGAAACUACUACAAACCACCACUCCAGAGCUUCGGCAGAUUCUUGUCUUUAUAUGGACAAAAAUACUUGCUCUAGAUAAGUCUUGUCAGGUUGAUCUCGUGAAGGAUGGUGGACACACAUAUUUUAUUAGGUUUCUUGACAGUGUUGAAGCUUAUCCUGAGCAGCGUGCAAUGGCUGCAUUUGUUUUGGCUGUCAUUGUAGAUGGCCACAGGCGUGGCCAGGAAGCCUGCAUUGAAGCCGACCUCAUUCAUGUCUGCCUCAAGCACCUUCAGCGCACAACCCCUAGUGAUGCACCAACCGAACCAUUAUUUCUUCAGUGGAUAUGUUUGUGUCUUGGGAAGCUGUGGGAGGAUUUCAUAGAUGCCCAAAUGCUAGGUUUGCAGGCUGAUGCACCUGCUAUUCUUUCGCCCCUGCUUUCUGAGCCCCAGCCUGAGGUACGUGCAGCGGCUGUUUUUGCUCUAGGCACUGCUCUUGAUGUAGGUUUUGACACAUCACGAGAUCUUCAUGGGGAUGAAGAUUGUGAUAACGAUGAAAAAGUUCAGGUUGAAACUAGUAUUAUCAAGAACCUUCUGAAUGUUGUUUCUGAUGGAAGUCCUCUGGUUCGGGCUGAAGUUGCUGUAGCUCUGUCCCGGUUUGCUUUUGGCCACAACAAACAUCUAAAGUCGGUUGCUGCUGCAUACUGGAAGCCCCAAUCAAGUUCUGUGCUCACUUCACUGCCAUCUUUUGUGGUUAGGGGCUCUGCUAGUGGCUAUACAACUCCAACACACUACAUGCCCCAUGGAAGUAUAGUUUCAUCACCUGUUGCUCCUUUAAUUCGUCCUGGAAAUGACAGCCAAUCUGUGGGUCGUGAUGGGAGAGCAUCAACCAGUAGCCCUCUUGCUACCCCUGGAAUGAUGCAUGGAUCUCCACUAUCUGAUGAUUCAUCUCAGCAUUCUGAUUCUGGGGUGCUGAAUGACUGUGUUAGCAAUGGGGUCCUCAACCAUUCAAAGAGAAGGCCGCUAGAUAAUGCUCUAUAUUCCCAAUGCGUAUUAACUUUGUGUAAUCUGGCCAAGGAUCCGUCACCUCGUGUUGCCAGUCUUGGGAGGCGAGUGUUGUCCAUCAUUGGCAUUGAACAAGUAGUUGCAAAAUCUAUUAAACCUGCUGGUGCAAGCACUCGUCCUGCUGAGUUAGCUACAACAGCUAGCACUAGUCUUGCUGGAUUGGCUCGUUCAUCUUCUUGGUUUGAAUUAAAUGGAGGUGGGCAUGUGCCACUGACUUUUAGAACCCCUCCAGUUAGUCCUCCCAGGUCAAGCUAUUUGGCGGGUAUGCGAAGAGUUUGCUCUUUGGAGUUUAGGCCAAAUUUGAUUAGUUCUCCAGAUUCUGGGCUCGCAGAUCCUCUUUUGGGUUCAUCUGGACCAUCUGGUGCUUUGGAUCGAAGUUUUCUUCCACCAUCAAUGAUCUAUAAUUGGAGCUGUGGUCACUUUUCAAAGCCACUUCUCACUGCAAUGGAUGAUAGUGAAGAUAUAGCUACUAGAAGAGAGGAAAGGGAGAAAGUGGUCCUGGAUCAUAUAGUGAAAUGCCAACACUCCUCUGUAACGAAACUGCAUAAUCAAAUUGCAAGCUGGGAUACUAAAUUUGAGACUGGCACCAAGACUGCUUUGCUGCAGCCUUUUUCACCUGUUGUCAUUGCUUCAGAUGAAAAUGAAAGGAUUAGGAUAUGGAAUUAUGAGGAAGCAACUCUGCUGAACAGUUUCAGCAACCAUGAUUACCCUGAUAAAGGUGUUUCAAAGUUGUGCCUUGUGAAUGAACUUGACGAGAACUUGCUUCUUGUUGCAUCAAGUGAUGGAAAUGUCCGGAUCUGGAAAGAUUACAGUGUAAAAGGACGACAGAAAUUAGUUACUGCUUUUGCUUCAAUUCAGGGCCAUAGACCUGGUGUCCGCAGUGUGAAAGCUGUUGUGGAUUGGCAACAGCAAUCUGGAUAUCUUUUUGCUUCUGGUGAGAUUUCAUCAAUCAUGGCUUGGGAUCUUGACAAAGAGCUACUUGUCAGUUCCAUUCCCUUGGAAUCUGAUUCUAGCAUUUCAGCACUGGCUGCUUCCCAAGUUCACGGAGGUCAAUUUGCUGCUGGUUUCAUGGAUGGUUAUGUCAGGUUAUACGACAUUCGUACUCCUGAGAUGCUCGUUAGUUCAACUCGCCCUCACACACAAGAAGCUGAUAAAGUUGUAGGGCUUGGCUUCCUACCUGGUCUGGAACCGGCAAAGAUCGUUAGCGCAUCACAAGCUGGAAACAUUCAGUUCCUAGACAUGAGACGGCCCAUACCAAAAUACCUUACAAUCGAAGCCCAUAGAGGUUCUCUCACAGCUUUAGCUGUUCACCGGCAUGCCCCCAUCAUAGCGAGUGGCUCUGCCAAGCAACUAAUCAAAGUAUUCAAUCUUGAGGGCGAUCCACUGGGGUCCAUCCGCUACUAUCCGACUUUCAUGGCACAGAAGAUAGGAGCUGUUAGCUGCCUCACCUUCCAUCCUCAUCAAGUACUACUCGCUGCUGGCGCAGCCGAUGCCUGCGUCUCAAUAUAUGCCGAUGAGAUCUCUCCUCCUAGGUAAAUUCUCUGUUAUUUUAAAAGCCAUGCGUGGAUUCCCUUCCUGUCACAAUUUCACCAGACCAGAUUGUCCCAAACUACAGCCCGUGAAGAUCAAUCUUCGAGGUGUAUUUAAAAAAGACUAAAAAAGAAAGAGUUUAUAUUAAAUUGAGCCUUCCUUGAUCGAGUGGACUCAAAAGUUUUUAUGGAGGCUUUGGUGAAUAAUCCAUCUGUCAUUGUUUAUAGGUGAACAAAGUUGUAAAUAUUUACCCCUCUGUUUUCUUUGGUGUGCUUGUCGUAUUUUCUGUGCUUUUUCCAUUUUCCAGAGCUAAAUCUGUAAAGUCUUUUCAGUCGCAAUUGGGUUAUUGGUAACCUGGUCAAAUGAAUGGAUGACUGAUGGAUGAUGUUAAUUUUAGUGGGAUUUGCAAUUUAUUCUA